Molecule: messenger RNA, 1415 nt
Organism: Melanaphis sacchari
Lineage: Eukaryota; Metazoa; Arthropoda; Insecta; Hemiptera; Aphididae
Product: cathepsin B-like
Exons: 6
Coding region: 316-1341 (341 amino acids)
Biological process (GO): regulation of catalytic activity
Cellular component (GO): lysosome
Molecular function (GO): cysteine-type endopeptidase activity
Source: RefSeq, a predicted model, not a curated record
GUCGUGCCCAUUAUAGGAGGGCAUUGCACAUAAUAUACAUGUAUAAAAUAUAAUAUAAUUUUACCGUGUAUAAAACACCGACGACGCGGCUUCCCUCUUCAGUCUUUCACCGGACGGUACGCUUGUGUUUAUCGUCGAUCAAAGUCCUCCGAAACAAAUGCGUUGUUUUUACGUUCGUGCUCGUAGAACGUUAAAAAUUAAAUACAUUUUUUAGUCCUCUACCGUCACUCGCCGGUAUAGGUCGCGUCGCACGUCGUACAGCUGCUGCAGUUCAGUAACCGUGGUUUUCCAACCGCAAGUACCAAACUUACGAAAAUGUUCAAACCGACGAUAUUCGCGGUCGUGAGCUUUUUGAUCUUCAGUCUCGCUCGCGGCGACGAUGCCGUCCGCGUCGACAUGGAUCCGCUGUCGGACGAGUUCAUCGAUCACAUAAAUUCGAUACAAUAUUAUUGGAGUGCUGGCCGCAACUUCCACAAGAACACGCCGAUUUCUUAUUUCAAAAGGUUGAUGGGCGUACACGAGUUGAAUAAGAAUUACCCUAAAUUGGAACAAGUGUUGUCUUACAACGAAGAGCCGAUUGACCUGCCGGAGACUUUCGACGCUAGGGAACAUUGGCCGAAUUGCCCGACCAUUAGAGAAGUCAGGGACCAAGGUUCAUGCGGUUCUUGUUGGGCUUUUGGAGCUGUAGAAGCAAUGUCUGACCGUGUCUGCAUUCAUUCUAAUGGCACUAAAAAUUUCCAUUUUUCGGCCGAGAAUUUAGUUUCUUGUUGCUGGACUUGCGGUUUCGGAUGCAAUGGAGGCUUCCCAGGAGCUGCAUGGCACUAUUGGAAAACUAAAGGCAUUGUUAGUGGAGGUCCAUAUGGAUCUAAAAUGGGAUGUAUACCAUAUGAAAUUGCUCCUUGUGAACAUCAUGUGAAUGGUACACGAGGACCAUGUAAGGAAGGAGGUAAAACUCCUAAAUGUGUAAAGAAGUGUGAAAAAGGAUAUAAGGUGCCGUAUGAGCAAGAUUUGCAUCGCGGUAAAAAUGUAUACUCUAUUAGCAAUGACGUUGACCAAAUAAGACAAGAAAUUUAUAAAAAUGGUCCAGUAGAAGGUGCAUUUACUGUAUAUGAAGAUUUUAUAGCUUACAGAGCUGGAGUAUAUAAACAUGUUGCUGGUAAGGCUCUUGGAGGUCAUGCAAUUAGAAUCCUUGGUUGGGGUGUUCAGAAUGGUGAAAUACCAUACUGGUUGGUAGCUAAUUCAUGGAAUACUGACUGGGGUAGCGAUGGCUUUUUCAAAAUAUUGAGAGGAAGUGAUGAGUGUGGCAUUGAAGGACAAAUUAAUGCUGGUUUACCAGCUUAAUUUGCAUUUUUUUCAAUUUAAACAUUUAUAAAUCUCUAACUUUUAUACUCGAUAAAUAUUUAUUAUAAGUAAAA